AUGUUUCAUGAUCGAGUUCUUGUAUGGCAUGGUCGCAACCAAGCCUGCUGUGGUGGGUGCCUUAGCAAUCUUCAGCAGGUCAUUGAUUGUGGGACAUUCCGUCGAGGGGAAUUUCCAGGAGAGGCCGAGAGAUUUCGCAAUAUAGUUGUGCAUGCUAUAGGCGAUGGAACGCCGCUCCUGACGGUGGCACAACACAAUCAAGGGUGGGACACGGUUACGGGUGUGGAGGUACUGCUCGCACAGGCAUUCGACCAGUUUAUGCUUUGGGCAGGAUUUGAGCCGCCGAGAGAUAUUAUGGCGGAAGUAAUAGUGGUGCUUGUUGGAGAGCGGGCUACUAUGGCGAAAGGCGGCAUGCUUUAA
This is a messenger RNA of Penicillium robsamsonii, 360 nucleotides long. Its product is annotated as Quinate/shikimate 5-dehydrogenase/glutamyl-tRNA reductase. The record is from RefSeq and is a predicted model, not a curated record. NCBI's taxonomy places the organism in Eukaryota, Fungi, Ascomycota, Eurotiomycetes, Eurotiales, Aspergillaceae. The transcript is spliced from 2 exons. The coding region runs from base 1 to 360 and encodes 119 amino acids.